UGCCACCUGCCCGGAGCGCCUCGGUCCUUUAGAUUAAAAGUGGCGCGUGGGGUACAACAGUUUGUUUGACAGUUGCUAGACUAUGUUUCCACUUCUGGUCGUACUCAGCCAGCUGUCCAGACUUACCCUCGCAGUUCCUCAUUGUUCAAGAAGCCUAAAGGAUUCCGAACAUGCCCCAGAAGAAAUCUUUGCAUCAAAAGAAGCUGCAAACAUCUUUAUGCACCGCCGCCUCCUGUACAAUAGGUUUGAUUUAGAACUCUUCACGCCUGGGGACCUGGAGAGAGAGUGUUAUGAGGAGGUCUGUAGUUAUGAGGAAGCCAGAGAGAUUUUGGGGGAUGAUGAAAAUACGAUCACAUUUUGGCGGGAUUAUUCAAUUAAAGGACCAACCACAGAAUCAGAUGUUAACAAAGAGAAAAUUGAUGUUUUGAGCCUUCUGACUGGAUUAAUUGUUGCUGGAGUGUUCUUGGUUGUUUUUGGCUUACUUGGCUACUACCUAUGUGUCACCAAGUGUAACAGGCAGCCAUAUCCAAGCUCUUCAGCCGUCUACACAAGAACGGCCAGAUACACACCCUCCAUCAAUUUCAGAACACCUGAGGAAGCUGUCUUGUCUCCAUCACCAUCUUCAGAGGACGGCGCAGGACUACCUUCCUAUGAACAGGCAGUAGCACUGACCAGAAAGCACAGUGUCUCACCACCACCUCCCUACCCUGGGCCUGCAAAGGGAUUUAGGGUAUUUAAAAAGUCUAUGUCACUCCCGUCUCACUAAGCCUACCUGGCUGCCUUGCUGGAAGACAUUCGUUUGUGUGCUUGAAUACUUUGCUCUCCCUGAAAAAGAAAAAUAAGAUUUGCUUGUUCAGCUUUUUAUGACACACCACAAGGAAUAAAGGAAUGGUACAUACAGAACAGAGUUCACCGAAGCUCUGCUUUCAUCUCGGACCUGAGCUGGCUUGCUAUCAUCUUGGUAAGAAACUUACUUCAACUCCAUUACCUUGAAGUUAAGAAGAAAGUGCCUUUUGCAAUGUAUACUGUACUGGUUCAGAAAUAUUUGCUGUAGCUGGAUAAUGUGGUGUGUGCCUGCUAACACUCAGGAGGCUCAGAGGGGAGGGAUGAGAGUUCAAGGCCAGCCUGGGCUCUGUCAAGCCCUGUCUCAAAACACAGUUUGUUAUUAAUAGAAUAAUUAGAAUUAGCCAACCAGGAACUGUCAAUCUUAGAUCAUGAGACUGGAUCUUCUCUUCCUUAGGAUUUCUUUUUGGUUGAAAAUACUUCAUAGACUUCCAUGGUUCACUGUAAGUCUGUGGCCUUGAUAAAGUCACUUGGGCUUCUGUUCUUAUUAGUGCAGAGCAUUCAUUCAAUUUGCAGGUCUUAGUUUUUCACUCACUAUCAAUCACAGUUCAAUGGUGUCAAGAGGUUUUGUUUGUUUGUUUUUGUUUUUUAAGAAUUACUAUUCAUGGACUAAGGGGAUACCUCACAUGGAAAGUACCCGUCAUACAAAUAUAAGAACCUGAGUUCAAUCCUCAUUAACCAUGUUUGAAACAAACAACAACAAACAAAACGAGCAAACAAA
Molecule: messenger RNA, 1564 nt
Organism: Arvicanthis niloticus (Nile rat)
Lineage: Eukaryota; Metazoa; Chordata; Mammalia; Rodentia; Muridae
Gene: Prrg4
Product: proline rich and Gla domain 4
Cellular component (GO): plasma membrane; extracellular region
Molecular function (GO): calcium ion binding
Source: RefSeq, a predicted model, not a curated record